CCGUCGUUUAGAACGCGCACAUUCUCGUGUACUCUGCGUGUGUGUUCGACGAACUCCCGGGAUGUCUUACCCUUCUCGUUUCUCGGUCACUCACUGUUUCACGCUCCGUUCGUACGAUUAGGGAGAUGAGAUGAUCGAUUCCGAAUGUGGUUGAGUUAGUGUUUAGCGUUGGUCGUCGCGAAUCACUUGCACAUUGUGCACGGCUCGUCGCGAAGAAGAAGAUCUCGGUUCCCUCCCGCGUGUGUGUAUGGUGCGUGUGUUGACGCAGAAAUUCUGCACCAAAAGUGCAUCAGGAAAGUGUUUCUCCUUGAGCUGGAUGGAGCUGCUCGAUACGGAAUGUGUGAGUGAAGAUGUUCGGGAAGAUGUUUGGCACGGUUUUGGGCCGUUCUGAGUGCAAUCCAUAUCGGAGCCCCGAAGUGCGAACCAGGAACAAGGUCAAAGAAGCCAUCCGCGGGUGCACGUGUGCGCGUGUGAUAGUGAGUGAUGAGUAUUCUGGGGCACACCCGGUUGCGUUAUCAGUGGUACCAGGAAACGGUGCGCACAAAUCGACCAGAAGCAAACAUAACUCUCCCAUUGAGAUCUAUCGCAACGGAUACAAGAACGUACAAGCAUCGUGUGACAUUUACGCUUUGCCCACUACCAAACAUGGAUGUUGCACCGUCCAUGGUGCAACGUUCCGGCGAUAAGCUGAUAGUGCGUCGGGUAGUGAGCGGUGAGCAGGUGCACCUUAACGAACGGCAACCGACCGUCCAAUCGGACGACGGUGAUUCCACCGAUCAACAGCAUCAGCUGCUCGACGGUUGGCGACGCUUUCCCACCGACGCGUCCACCACGCUCGCCAGCUACGACGAGCAGCUUACCGACGGCGAAGGAACACAACCAGGCCCAUCCAUCAAGGCGGACGACGAGCACGAACAACAGCUGCCACAGUGUAAAAUCAAACGCAACUAUUCGUGCAGCCGGUGUACUUACUUCACGCAGAACCCGCGCAAAUAUUUAACCCAUCUGCGUGAUACGCACGGUGAAAAGAUCGUGAUCAAUGAGUGUAAGCGAUGUUUGUAUGCGUCCCGCCAUUACCAGAAGCUGGUACGGCACAUGAAGAUGGUGCACGGUUCGGUUGACGGUAUCCGGAAGUCUUCGUUCGGAUCGAGUCGACGGCGUGUGCAGAAAAGUUACGGCCAGGUACACCUCGGACAGGUGUUAUCGGCGGGAACAUCGAAACUGUCCCGCGAGGAAGCGAAUCAGCUGACCACCGCCUACGUGCAACAGCUGGUGGCGUCUGGAUUACCGAAGUUACUGGAGGAGAUAGAGAAAUCGGCCGCAGGAGCAUCACUUGCGGCAGCGAACUAUUCCCGAGACAAUCAAAUGAUCAAGGUGGAGAUGGAUCAGUUAAAGCAGCCAUAUUCAGCUGAUGAGACCGUCCAAGAGGCUAGCGAACGUGAUAGGAUAGACAGCAAAUCGUCGGAAGAUGCCAUUCCAGUGUCCAAGAAACGAUCCCGACCAAUACCCAAACUUAUCCCACUAAAUAUGUCCAUAUCUGGUACGUCUUCAUCUGCGCCAAAGGCCACAACACAAAAGUUUGUGAAACCAAUACCCCUGGCCGUACUGACGGCGGAGAAAUGUGAGAAUGAGCGUGCCACGGAUGAGUAUCCGCUUAGUUUAACGAAGCACCAACCUCCGCAAUCCAUGACGAGCGCUCAUGAGGACAUGGUGACCAAAUGUAUGUACUGUGAGCUGUCGUUUAAACCGGUCGAAGCACUCGCCAACCACAUGAAGCUAGCGCACAGGGACGACCUGAUAGCAUCAUUGCUAGCGAACUCGUUCGAAGAAACACCCGCGGACAGCAAACAUAUCCCACGACCUAGUGACGCGGAGCGUACUGCAAAUGAAAUAUGGAAACGACUGCUGGAGUGUAGUGCCGAAACCGUCCAUUCCAAUAAAGUAGCGGACUACGGUAGCACCGGUGGCACCAGCAGUAAGGAUGCACGUCCCGGUACCAUCUCAAACGACGAAACGGAUGAUGACAACCGGGAAGAACAUCAGUCACAGACGUACUGCGGUGUGGAGACGGCACCGGGCUACGGUGAGGUAACUAACCGGCUUCCAACAAUCGAUCCGGGUGGUGGUGGUGGUGCUGGCGGUGGUACGGCACUGAUGAAGAAAGUCUUCAAAUGUCCCCACUGUUCGUUUUGGGCAUCAACGGCGUCCCGUUUCCACGUGCAUAUUGUUGGGCACCUGAACAAAAAACCGUUCGAGUGUUCACUGUGUGCCUAUCGGUCUAACUGGCGCUGGGACAUCACGAAGCACAUACGCCUGAAGACGAUACGGGAUCCAAACCACAAAAAUGCGGGCGUACUGAUGAACGAUGAGACGGGCCGAAGGAACUACACCAAGUACAAUAAAUACAUCGCACUCAUGCAGAUUACGGACAAGUAGCGUAGGAAGGGGGUGGGAACAAGUGGGAAGGACAACUAAAGCGAUUGAUGGAUGUUAAUAUAGGAUCUCUUGCGUUUGAAGGAAUAUACGGGGCACUGGUGUAAUCCUUUUAUCUCCGUAUGCUUCCGUGUGAGUGAGUGAGUCUUUGAAAUAGUGUCCCAAGCGCUGGUGAUACAUGAGGCUAGAGAGAAGAAGGGAAGGAAGUCGUAACCAGAUUAUUGCCUGGGAAGAUGGAUAAGACAUACAACAACAUCACGGGACAUCGUCCAACAACAGGAUCGCUUUUCGGGCUUCUGACAAAGAACUUCAGAGGGCUUCAGAGGCUGGAGGGCAUGAACUGGAGUGAUUGUGGAUGAUGUUUUUUUUUCUUCGAUAUAUUAUUCCAAAUUUACAUUAUUGGAUGUAAAGCUCUUCCUGUGCAACAAGAGGUAAUAUAUUGCUUUUCUGCCAGUGUCAAGUUCAACAACGUCCAACCGAAAAGUAAGAUGCCCUACGAUGGCGUCGUGAGUCGACGAGUCCUUACUCGCAAUCAAUUUUGCGAAUUUUCCCAAUUCGCUCCGAUGAACACGAACACUUUGCUUUUGUAUGGAAAAGUCCGUACUUUGGCGUCUGUACUUGGGGAUUUUUCCCUUCCCGCACUCGUUUUGUUUGAAAACCGUGAAAUGUGAUGUUUGAGCGACUUUUGCAGUGGCGACUUGUCCAUAACCACCUGUUUUCUUCAUAUCCUCCACCCCCCCAUUCCUCCCCACCGAUAUGAAAUCCGUCCCUUGCAGCACCUUCCGGAUGGGGACAGCCAACGAACAGGUUGGCGAUUUUUUUAUUGUUGCUUCUUAGUAUGAUUAUUUUGGAAAUGUUUCCAUCGUUUCGCAUUACACCAAUUACGUUACCAGUUAAAUGCGCUUUAUUAGAGUAAUCAUUUGAAGGUGCGCUAUCGGCAGAUAGUGUCACCAGGGCAUAUGGUAUUUAGUUAGAUAAAGACACCGACAAAAAAAAUUGAGGAUACACGACACACCAUCUUUUAAUACCUUUAAUAUGCACCAUUCCGCAUUUCUUCGCAAUUUGAUUGCGAGUCCACAUCCGAUGGACAGAUUGCCAGGAAUCCAAUAUAAGACAGCUGGAGGCAUUACCACGAGAAAAUAUUAAUUGUUCUAGGCAGUUGGGAAGAAUCUCAUUCUUAAUUUAUACACCGUUUGCUACGAUAGUUUUAAUCAAACUCUUUUAUAAUAUUGUGGGUAUAACACUAAAUAAAUAAUAAUACUAUUGAGGAAUUCAAA
Messenger RNA from Anopheles funestus (African malaria mosquito), 3710 nucleotides. Its product is annotated as DNA-binding protein Ikaros. The transcript has 4 exons. Gene Ontology annotation, biological process: regulation of gene expression. Bases 484 to 2436 code for a protein of 650 amino acids. The record is from RefSeq and is a predicted model, not a curated record. NCBI's taxonomy places the organism in Eukaryota, Metazoa, Arthropoda, Insecta, Diptera, Culicidae. Gene Ontology annotation, cellular component: nucleus.